This is a messenger RNA of Heterobasidion irregulare TC 32-1, 483 nucleotides long. RefSeq lists its product as uncharacterized. Lineage: Eukaryota; Fungi; Basidiomycota; Agaricomycetes; Russulales; Bondarzewiaceae. Bases 1 to 483 code for a protein of 160 amino acids. The transcript is spliced from 2 exons. The record is from RefSeq and is a predicted model, not a curated record.
AUGCAGCUUCGGCCAAUCUACGAGCACCACAUACUUAGCGAGGGCGACCUGUGGCCUACUAUUCGUUCUGAGGUUAUUAAACUUCUCAACCAGCGAAACAUCCAGCAUUCGUCUGUCGAUCUUGUUCGUUUCAGCUGGGCUAAGGAGGACAACAAGAAUGAGGACGACGAGAAAAAUGACGACGAUGAAGAUGACGGGGGCGACGGGAAUGUCUCCGACAUCGAGGACUCCGACAUCAAGCUCUCCCCGUACGGAACAGUGGUUACCACUCCCAUCACGAUCCGGGAGAGAGUCUUGCCCGAUACUCUCACCGGCGAGGUCGCAUUCAAAUCUUCUAACGACAUCCUCGAUCUCCUCAAGGAGCACGGCAUUUCCGACGUCGAUGUUGCGUACCGUGAGUCGGUGGCUAAGAGCUCCAGUGGUCCCGAACUGUUCACAUCCGUCUCGGAUCUCGAUCCCCGAAGGCCGUUAUCGAUCCCGUGA